This is a messenger RNA of Plectropomus leopardus (leopard coralgrouper), 1223 nucleotides long. RefSeq names its product OVCA2 serine hydrolase domain containing (gene ovca2). Gene Ontology annotation, molecular function: hydrolase activity. Gene Ontology annotation, biological process: response to retinoic acid. NCBI's taxonomy places the organism in Eukaryota, Metazoa, Chordata, Actinopteri, Perciformes, Serranidae. Gene Ontology annotation, cellular component: cytoplasm; nucleus. The record is from RefSeq and is a predicted model, not a curated record.
UCCUUCCGGCUGGUCCCAUGAGUUUUUCAGCUGUCCACAAAUUUGCCAAUGUCGAUAUUCUGAGAGCUAAGUAACACUUUGUCGUGGUUGAAAUAUCCCGGUGUGUGUUUAACACGAUCACUUAAAUGUGUGUGCUCAUAUGAAAACGACUUCUUGUUCUCAUAUAUCAACGUUAAAAACCUCCGUGCUGUUGUUGAAACUAACUUCUGCGGCUAGCGUUAGCUAAGUUAGCCAGGCUAACCUCUCCAUGGCUCCGCUCCGGCUCCUGUGCAUCCAUGGUUACCGUCAGAACGGCAGCUCGUUCCGCGAGAAGACGGGAGCUCUGCGGAAGCUGCUGAAGAAACAAGUGGAGCUCGUUUACAUGAGCGCACCGCACAGCGUGCAGCAAGUCACCGCUGAAGCUCCAGAGAAGGAGAAUGCUUCGGGUCCUGGACCUGGAGGCGACGAGGACCCCCGGGGUUGGUGGUUUUCUGACAUCGAAGCUCGGACUUUUAGCGCUCAGCAGCAGUGUGAGCAGAGCCUGGGGAUCGACGAGAGCGUCGACGCCGUGAGAGAAGCUAUAAAGGUUCAGGGUCCAUUCGACGGCAUCCUGGGCUUUAGUCAGGGAGCAGCUUUUGUAGCCAUGUUGCUCUCUCUUCAGGAGCAAAAACUCGAGCCAGCAUUCAGCUUCCGCUUUGCCGUCCUAGUUGCUGGUUUCCCCAGCGCAUGUAAAGAGCACCAAAAAUUCUACAAGUCUCGGCUCCAGAUCCCCUCCCUGCAUGUCUUUGGACUGGAAGACCGAGUCAUCCCUGACAACAUGAGCAGGGAGCUCCUCCCCUCCUUCCAAGACCCUCAGAUCCUGACACAUCCUGGUGGCCAUUUUGUUCCUGCUGCAUCGGCUCACAGACAGACCUACCAGGACUUUCUCACGAGGUUCCAGUGAAGAAGGAAAGUCACAGAAACUCAGUCAGCUGCUUCAAAAAACCAAAAGAAAAAGAAGCCGUGAAUAAGACACUUGAAUUUGGCCAAAGAAUGUUGAGUAUUUAAUGUUCAGAAAAAUGUUGUGAUACCAUAAUUGAUUCCAGAGGCAUUCUGGGUAACAAUGCCAAGUUCAGAGUCAUGACCUCUGUUAUCUGGAGGCUGAAUUUUGUCUCUAAACUGAUCAGAAUAACGACUGCUGUCCUUCUCAGGGAAGAUGUCUUCUAACAGACAAUAAAUGAUGGGACAAUUGUUUAUUUCAUGAA